AAAGUAAAGUUAAUUUUUCGAUACUGCGCAUGAGAGCUUGGUUGAUGAUAAUAUAUAAAUUAUGCUAUUAGAUAUACGUAUAUAUUAUACAGAAAGAGAACGUCUAUUUGGUGACAUAAAUGUAUUAUAAUAGAAGCUAAAUCUGUAAAUACUUGUUUACAUUUAUGCCGAUUCAUAAUCAGUUUGGAUUGAAACAAGUGUGACAUUUAAUAAGUUACUGGGAUUUAAGAUGAAGACGAUAUAUCUUUUCAUUAUUUGCACUCUUAUCUUUGAGGUUAAAACUUUGGUGUUUAUUCCAAAAAUUCAAAUGAUUGAAAAGUUUAGGACAUUGACUCAUCGUGUUUUAAAUAAUGAAUCAUAUAAUCCAUACGUCGAUCUUAAUACACCAGAAAUUAUACAAAAAGAAGGAUAUCCUUCUGAAGCACAUACAAUAUCUACUGAAGAUGGAUAUCUUUUGACACUUCAUCGAAUAUCAGGAAAAUUUAAAUCACAUCCUAUAUUAUUGCAACAUGGUUUGUUAGCAAGUUCCACUGAUUGGGUACUCACUGGUCCAAGAAAAAGUCUUGCUUUUAUAUUAGCCGAUUAUGGAUAUGAUGUGUGGCUUGGUAAUUUUCGUGGUAACACUUAUUCAAGAGCUCAUAAAAAUUUGUCAACGAAUGAUGCAAAGUUUUGGGAUUUCAGUUGGCACGAAAUGGGUAUAUACGAUUUACCAGCGAUGAUAUCAUAUAUUACAAAUCUAAAAAAAAGCAAUUUGACUUAUAUUGGUCAUUCUAUGGGAACAACAGCAUUUUAUGUAAUGUCCACCUUGAGAUCUGAUAUUGCUAGCAGGGUUCAAAUGAUGUUUAGUCUUGCUCCAGUUGCUUACAUGGAACAUAUAAAAAGUCCUCUACGUUUGUUAGCUCCUUUCGCACAUGAUUUAAAAUCGAUUAUACAUAUUUUAGGCAAAGAUGAAUUUCUCCCCCACAAUAAGUUAAUAGAGUAUUUUGCCAAAUAUGGUUGUGAUAUUGACAAUUUGGAACAUGAAAUAUGCAGCAAUAUAUUAUUUGCCUUUUCUGGAUUUGAUAAAUCUCAAUUUAACUAUUCAUUAAUACCAGUAAUUUUUGGACAUGUACCAGCUGGUGCUUCGGUUAAAACAGUAGUACAUUACGCACAAGAAAUACAAUCUGGAAAGUUUCAGCAAUUUGAUUACGGGCUGGAGCAAAAUUUAAAAAUUUAUAAUAGCGUGGAGCCACCCAAUUAUGAUACAUCUAAAAUUUCAGUACCAAUAAUAUUAUAUUAUGCCAACAACGAUUGGUGUGCAAGUGUUAAGGAUGUUCAGCGGUUAUCAAGUGAAUUAAAUAAUGUCAUCGAUCUAUACAAGAUACCAUAUACACAAUUUAAUCAUGUGGACUUUUUGUGGGCUAUAGAAGCCCCGAAAUUAGUUUAUAGUAAAAUACUACGUGCAAUGAAAGGUAGUUAGAGCAUAAAGAUAGAAUAGAAAAAAUAUUGUACAUAUUCAUAGAUACGCAAAAGAUUGAUGAUUAUAUUUUAAUUUAUCUAAUAUUCACUAUACAAAUCUGAUAUGUAUUAAUAAUAAUACUACAAUACCACGAUCUGUAAAAUAUUCUGACGAAAAUCCGGAGUCAAAAAUUGGACGAAUAUAUAUUAUAGAAUUUGAAAUAUUUAUAUUUAAUUUUUAGUAUAUAAACAUGUAUGUGCCUUCAGAAAUGCAUUUAAAUAUAUAUUCUAAAAAGUAGAAGAAAAUCAAAAUGA
Molecule: messenger RNA, 1752 nt
Organism: Polistes canadensis
Lineage: Eukaryota; Metazoa; Arthropoda; Insecta; Hymenoptera; Vespidae
Product: lipase 3-like
Exons: 8
Coding region: 230-1459 (409 amino acids)
Biological process (GO): lipid metabolic process
Molecular function (GO): hydrolase activity, acting on ester bonds
Source: RefSeq, a predicted model, not a curated record